This is a messenger RNA of Tachysurus fulvidraco (yellow catfish), 1149 nucleotides long. Its product is annotated as antigen-presenting glycoprotein CD1d2-like. Gene Ontology annotation, cellular component: external side of plasma membrane. The record is from RefSeq and is a predicted model, not a curated record. The transcript is spliced from 2 exons. The coding region runs from base 494 to 985 and encodes 163 amino acids. Gene Ontology annotation, biological process: immune response. NCBI's taxonomy places the organism in Eukaryota, Metazoa, Chordata, Actinopteri, Siluriformes, Bagridae.
CUCACUUUGAUGGUAACAUUGUCAGAUUUAUAAUUUAAUGCCCGCCUCACACUUUACGAUUUUGGCCACAAUUUGGUCGUCUGAGACAAAUUUUGAAAAUCCUGAAAGAUUUCUAGAAUCCUAGGGUAAAAUCUGUCAUGUUUGAUUGCUGGUUUGACAUGAUUUUUCCUGUCUUUAUCAUCAAGGAUUGUUAGAAACACAAUUAACGGUACAGAUUGUUUUCGUUUGCUGCUACCUGCCAUUUUAGCAAGAGAAUUCGGAACUGAUCGUGUCAUGGAUUGAUGACGUAAAACCAUUGACAAGUCUUCUUGUGUGCAUUCGAUUUUGACUCGUCUCGACUGUCUGACAGGUUGACAACUGAGAUCCUACAGUGUGACAUGGGGAUCAUUUUUGUACAGCAACAAUCGCGAAGGGUUUUGAAACAUGGCACAGUGUGAGCCCUGCUUAAGAGUUUUAAUAUUUCUUCCUGUGUGUCUCUGCAGUUCAUUCUAAGAUGCCAGUGUGCCAUAAACGAUCGCCUUUUCCAGAGCUGGUGUGUAAUGCUACAGGUGUCUUCCCCAAACCAGUGAUGAUCUCAUGGAGGAAGGACGGAGAAGACGAAGCGGUGAAUGAGGACGUGGAGCUCAGAAUGUCUUUUAUAAACCAGGAUGGAAGCUUCCAGAUGAGAAGCAUUAUGAAAGUCUCAGCUGAGGACCUGCAGAAACACAACUACACCUGUGUGAUUCAGCACAGCACCUUUGGGAAGGAGUUAAUGCCGAAUGUAAACAAGCGCCGAACCCGGAGAGAUGUAGGAUCAUGUAUAGGAUCAGGUGGAGGACCAGAUGGAGGGAAUGUUGGUAUCAUUGUUCCUGUGGUCAUCACUCUCUUCGUUCUCGUUGCUAUUGUUGGAAUGUUCAUCUGGAAGAAGAUAAAAAAUCCUGGUGCAGAAAAUCCCCGUGAAGUUCAAUGGAACAGAACUGAGAUACAUCCCUUAAACGUGUGUUAAAGUAUAUAUUUUGAUAUUUAUAUUAAACUUAAUAUUUACAGUUAGAGUGGAAUGUUAGAUAUUUUCUGAAGAUCAUCUGUCUUUUAGACUCCACACAGUGACGUUCCAGUCUAAACCAGGAAGGGAGCCUCCACACUGAAGAAUGUUUUCCUGUCCAGGUCUUC